GGCGCUGGCUUCAUUUCGCCAGAAACGCGUUGUACAACACAUCAAGCAUCUGGAUACUCGUAGACCUUGACGGCCGUCCUAAAUGCCUGUAGCCAUGCCCACUGCCUCCGACCGCUUCGCGCCCAUCUUCGAGGCACUGCGCACGGCGCCAACUGGUCCUGAUGCUAAGGCCGCAGCAGACAAACUCGCCCGCGAAGUGUUGAAGGCCGGCCUGCAGUCUUUGAGCGACGAUGGGAUACUCGAUACGUUACACGCAUACGCUGCGAACAAAAAAUCCGGGUUUGAGCGCGAAUCUGCCGGCGUCGCUUUCCAAGCGCUUGCCUCCACCCUUGGAACGCCAGUUGCCCCCCUCCUGCUCCCUUCUCUCCCGAUCCUUUUCGACUUGUAUAUGGACAAGGGCGAGGUUGUUCGGGCAGCAGCCACUGCGGCCAAUAAGGCGAUCUUGAAGCUUUUCCCACCCGAAGCGACAUCGCUCGUUUUCCGUCAGCUCGAGGUAGUCCUGGAUUCCGGAAAAUGGGGCGCCAAAGUUGGCGCGCUUGAUGCGAUCAGGGCCUUUGUCCCAUCUGCAAGAGAGCAGGUAGCGAACGAGCUAGGCGCGGUGUUGCCAAAGGUGGAGGGCGCAAUGCAUGACACGAAGAAGGAGGUCUCUUCCGCGGCUAUCAAAUGCGCCACGGCCCUUUGUAGCACGCUCGCGAAUGCGGAUCUCACAACUCACAUACCUGCACUGGUCAAGUGUAUGUCCAACCCAGACACGGUGCCGGCUUGCAUCAAGUCUCUCUCCUCCACCACGUUCGUUGCCGAAGUCACCGCCCCGGCGCUUGCCGUGCUUGUCCCCCUCCUUCUCCGCGCGCUCAAUGACCGCAGUAUGGAGGUCCAGCGUCGCACUGUGGUCGUCAUAGACAACCUUGUCAAGCUUGUGCGCACGCCAGCUGUCGCCGCCCGUUACCUCAGCCCGCUGGUCGAAGGUGUUGAGAAGAUCGCCAAAGGCGCCGCAUUCCCUGAGGUCCGCGCCUUCGCGGAUACCGCCCUCAAGACCCUUCUCAAAGCCGGUGCCUCUGCGAGCGCUCCACCCCCGCCUGCUCGUGACACCCAGGGCGAGAUCGCAGCUGCUCGGGCUGCGAUACUGAUAUGUUUGCCUCAGGAACUUCUUCUCGUAUCGCAAGCGACACCGAACGGGCCCCACGAACCUCGCCACUCUCUCCUGGCUAAGGUGAUCGAUUUUGAGGCUGCUUUAGUGGCGGAUCUUGUCCAUGACCGCGACUUCGAUAAUCUUGGCGCUUGGAAACGCUGCGUAGGCUCGUUUCUGGACCCGUGGCUGGGACCAGAUACCGAUGGUUCCGUGGUUGCGGAGCGGGUGCGCACACAUUUCGAGGCGAUAGAUCGUGCUAGAUUUGCUCCUGCCGUCGAUAAUUCAACAGAUGAAGGAGAGCUGUUAUGCGACACUGUCUUCUCUCUUGCAUACGGCGCCCUUCUUUUGCUUUCGCACACGCGUUUGCGUCUCUUCCGCGGUCGGCGCUAUGGCAUUCUCGGCCCGAACGGUGCUGGAAAAUCGACCCUUAUGCGCCAGUUGCGGGAUGGCAAGGUUGAAGGCUUUCCGCCUCAAGACCAGCUCCGUUGUGUGAUGGUCGAGCAUUCGCUCCAGGGCGAAGAUGGUUCACUGUCUAUCAUAGAUUUCAUCGCCGCUGAUAAGCAGCUCAAGGAUGUGCCUCGGGCGAAGAUACGUGACCAGCUACUGGAAGUCGGUUUUGACGACGCCCGGCAAGCGGAGACUGUAGGGGGCUUGUCCGGUGGAUGGAAGAUGAAGCUUGAGCUUGCCAGGGCCAUGCUGUACAACGCCGAUCUGCUCCUUCUUGACGAACCCACCAACCAUCUCGACCGCGCUUCGGUGACCUGGCUAGAAAACUACCUUAAAUCCCAGACAAAUGUUACUUGCUUAAUUGUUAGUCACGAUUCAGGAUUCCUAGACAAUGUAACAACAGACAUCAUGCAUUACGAGGGCAAGAAACUUGUAUUCUAUAGAGGGAACCUGUCCACGUUCGUAGAGGGCCACCCAGAGGCCAAGUCAUACUAUACCCUUGCCGCCACAUCUAUCAAGUUCGCUUUCCCGCCUCCGGGCUCACUCAUGGGUGUUCGGAGCAACACCCGUGCCAUUCUCAAGGUCAACAAUUGCACGUAUACAUACCCCGGGAAAGACAAGCCGAGCUUGUACAACGUCAGCUGUGCGCUAUCGCUAUCGAGCCGUGUCGGUGUCGUCGGGCCUAACGGCGCCGGCAAGUCGACCCUGAUCAAGCUCAUCACCGGCGAGACAGAGCCUCAAGAAGGUACUGUGUACCGCCACCCCUCUCUUCGCAUUGGCUAUGUCUCCCAGCAUGCUACCCAUCACAUCGAGCAUCACCUUGAGAAGACGCCUGUGCAGUAUAUCCAGUGGCGGUUCCAAGACGGCUAUGAUCGCGAAUUGCUCGAAAAGACCACCCGUGUCCUGACCGACGAAGACAAGGCGCUUCUCGAAACCGAGUUCGUUGGAAGCAACGGUUCCAAACGGAAGCUCGAGCUUAUCAUGGGCCGUCAGAAACUCAAGAAAUCGCUCCAAUACGAGGUCAAGUGGCGCGGGCUUGACCAUCGUUUCAACUCCUGGAUUCCGCGUGAACAACUGAUCGAGAAGGGUUUCGGCAAGCUCGUACAGCAGUUUGAUGACCUCGAAAGCUCGCGCGAGGGUGCCGGAUCCCGAGAAACCUCGGGUCAUCUUGUCCGGAAACAUUUGGAGGACAUCGGCUUAGAUGGAGACAUUGCGCAGUACAACGAGAUCAGUGGGCUCAGCGGUGGUCAAAAGAUCAAGUUGGUGAUCGCGGCCUGCUUGUGGAACAACCCUCAGAUCUGCGUUCUCGACGAACCGAGCAACUUCUUAGACCGUGAGGCACUGGGUGGGCUCGCCGUCGCAAUUCGAGAUUGGGCUGGUGCCGUUGUCAUCAUCUCCCAUAACGAGGAGUUCAUCAGCGCGCUGUGUUCUGAGGUGUGGAACGUCGAAAACGGUCGCAUGACCCACAAGGGCAAGGCGUCCGUCGUGGAAGACGCGUUCGACGAUGCAAAAUCUCCGAAGGGCAGCGGCGCCAACACGCCCGCUGGCAGAAAGGGGCGGACUCCCGCUGCGAGCGCAGCUGCUACCCCGGCGGCUAGUGGCGAUGAGGCGCAGGAUGGGACGUCCACGCCUCCCGUGAAGAAGAAAAAGAAGAUGACGAGAAACCAGAUCAAGGCACAGGAGGAAAGGAGAAAGAAGCGCAAACUCGACUGGCUGUCCUUCGGAGGACCCAAACCCGAGGAUACAGACAGUGACUGAGGUCUUUUACUGAGGUUUGUGUUAUUGUUUCUGCAUGCGCAUUAGAGCUGGACUUCAGUCCAUUGUCACUGUACUUCUCUCUGUGAUAGACAUCUAUGCACUGAU
Messenger RNA from Punctularia strigosozonata HHB-11173 SS5, 3439 nucleotides. RefSeq lists its product as uncharacterized. NCBI's taxonomy places the organism in Eukaryota, Fungi, Basidiomycota, Agaricomycetes, Corticiales, Punctulariaceae. Gene Ontology annotation, molecular function: ATP binding; ATP hydrolysis activity. Bases 83 to 3334 code for a protein of 1083 amino acids. The transcript is spliced from 15 exons. The record is from RefSeq and is a predicted model, not a curated record.